AUGGCGCCUUCGGCGGAGGCGAAGUGCCUUGAAAAUUUGGAGUCUGGAAGGGCCAAACCUAAGGAGGAGGUGCUGUCAGAGGCCAGUACUUUUGUCAGCACGAACGGUGGAGACCCCAGUGACCAGUUUUUAGUACUGGCUCACUGCAAACUUCAGUUUGGGAAGUACCAGGGCCAGAGAUUUAGAUGGCUCCUGGAAAACUCUCUGGGGUAUGCCGUGUAUUUGGUGCUCAGCAUUUCCACUGAGACAGCGCAGACAACACCCCUGUCACAAAAUAAACAACUGUUCCUACAGUACACUUCUCAAAUUAGAGAGAUGGCAGAAGAAGUGGAAAAGUAUCAGAGGAAGCAGGAAAUGCAGGCAGAAGCCCGGGCAACUGGAGACCAGGGCUGCUUGAUGGUGGAGUUUGGUGACUUCCAGGGCCGCUCCAUGAAAGAUGUUUAUGAGGACCAGAGCAAGGAGGCUCAAGCCCUCAUCAGGUACCUCAUUAAGGCAGAUGCCAGGCCCAAAACCAACAUGGCCAUUUUCAAGACAUAUGUCCUGAAAAGACGGGCUUCUGCUGUGGUCACCAGCGUACGUCAGCCUGCACCUCACGCUGCAACCUCCAGUGCUUCUGCAACCACUGCACCUCCACCUGCACCUAUCCAAACUGGUGUACAGAAGACCGCAACUGUGAAAGCGCUGUUGGCGCGUGGCAAAAAUUUGUCUCCUUCACAGCUGGCGAAAAAACUCACGUCACCAGUUAAACCCUAUCCAUUAUUGCAGUCCACUUUACCUCCUCCAGCAGCAGAACCCCCAGCCAAACAUUUGACCCCGAUACAGCUUUUCGCUACUGGUAAGUAA
Molecule: messenger RNA, 843 nt
Organism: Carassius gibelio (silver crucian carp)
Lineage: Eukaryota; Metazoa; Chordata; Actinopteri; Cypriniformes; Cyprinidae
Exons: 2
Coding region: 1-843 (280 amino acids)
Source: RefSeq, a predicted model, not a curated record